Phaeodactylum tricornutum CCAP 1055/1 is the source of this 1930-nucleotide messenger RNA. RefSeq lists its product with no specific name. Lineage: Eukaryota; Bacillariophyta; Bacillariophyceae; Surirellales; Neidiaceae. Bases 164 to 1930 code for a protein of 588 amino acids. The record is from RefSeq and is a predicted model, not a curated record. The transcript has 5 exons.
AGAGCAGAACAAGACGAGAACGUGUGCGUGUAUAGCUGUUCAUCGUCUAGACUCCACCAGUAUCUUCAUUGGUACCUUUCGCUUCGUUGCCUUUCGUGGUUCAUUCCCGUCGUCCGUGGGGAAGUGGAGGCAUCCCGCGAGGGUGUGUGUGUGUGUGUCGCGCAUGUCGUGGAAGGAUCGAACUACCCGGUUUCUUCCCAAGGCCGCUCUCGGCGUGGUCGUCGGGACGCCGUGUAUUGCCGUCAUACAAGCGGCAGCCUUGUUGAUUGAAUACCGUAUCAAUCACGGCAACGCGCCUCGUCCCGAAAGUCCCAGUCGCGGAGUCGUCGUGGCGACGUCCUCCGCCAGCACCUUCACCACCGCCCCCGCUCUGCACGAUUUCUACCACGUCGCCACUUCGUCCUGGCUCGCCUUGCGCCGCCACCGUCACGACGAUCCCGACACCAUACAGUCUCCCUUGCGCAUACUGGUCAUUGGGGAUUCCCUCGCGGCCGGAGUCGGCUUGUCGCGGUCCGCUACUCCCGUACUGCCGCAGGCUAUUGCCCAGAGUCUCUCACAGGCCUACCACGGACGCGUCGUCUACUGGACCUGCGUGGGCACGCCCGGAAUAUCCGCCACCGAACUCGUGCAGGAAAUUUAUCAACUCGACCAUUUGCCUCGAGUCGCGUCGGCUUUGCCCGCGCGGUUGGCGCAGUGGCAGGAAACGCAAAAACGGAAAACACAGGAACGACUGGAACAAGCCUCGCGCAAAGCACAGGCCUGGUGGCAACACCGGCACCAACGGCCUCUGCGACGGCCAACACAAGAGCCAUCGUCGGUACGGGAAGAUGAUCCCGACGCCAACGCCGUCCAACGGGCGAUGCGGAAACUAGUGUCCUGGUGGAAACGGACCACGAAUCAGGUACGGCAUGAUUGGCGAGAGUUGAAGGAUGUCAUUCGCGUUGACAGUGAGGACUCUCCGGAUCUUCCUACCGAUGGUGAGCAACCGGUGAUCGACGACGAUAGCCAAAAAUGGCCGACAACGACCCGUAGUGCGCGUCGAACCAACACGUUAGUCCGUCACAACACCCUGGCGACCGCGGUCGAUGUAGACGAAUACGACAUUGCCAUUGUGUUGACGGGUAUCAAUGAUUUAAAGGACGCCUUUUUGCCCUUUUUGAUGAGCAACGAACGAGCCAGUGAACUGGCAAGAGUACGCCAGACUCACAACAUGCAGGAAAAGGGCAUUCAGGCUACCUUUGAACGUGUGGUACAGGCCCUACAGAGCAAAAUGCGCACCGUCUUGCCGGGCAAGCAAAAUGAUGAGAUUCGCGACGAGUGCAAAGAGGACACUGGCGGUCUACGGCACCACGACAAUAGUUUGCAAGUUUUCGAACCAGACAAGAUACAGGGACCGUUGAUUGUCUUUCCCGCAAUGCCAUUGGCCCCGCUUCCUAUGAGCCAAAUACCCCCGCUCUGCUGGUUUUUGGUACCCAUUAUUGAAGCCAUGGAUCGUAAUAAGCAACUGCUGGCAGAGCUCUAUCCCAAUCUCGUGGCCUUUGUCGAAGCACCCAGUGCUCGGGUCUUCAUGGACGCUGAAGCUCAACAUGGGCCAAUGUGGGAAAAAACAGAUGAAAAUGGUGGCGAAAGGGAGCAAGUCUUGCUCAAACUGACAGAUAUUGCGCUACAUGCUGUUGAACGCGUGCAAGAAACCAUGCGACAGCACUACGAGUCAUGGGUCAUGGACGCCGAAGACGACGAAUGGCUGUAUGUUUUGACCGAAGAUUCUGUAGCAUCCGCCAAAGAAUGGGAGGUGCAACGCCCUCCUGGCGCGAAACUGAUAUCGGUCGAUGGAAUACAUCCAAACGAUGAAGUCUCAGGCUACAGUGCGUGGGGAAGGAUCAUCGGCCAAGCAAUCGUGACGGAGUUGGAGAAGCGACGAGACUCAUAG